Xyrauchen texanus (razorback sucker) is the source of this 854-nucleotide messenger RNA. Its product is annotated as C-C motif chemokine 28-like. Bases 2 to 304 code for a protein of 100 amino acids. Gene Ontology annotation, molecular function: chemokine activity. The transcript is spliced from 3 exons. Gene Ontology annotation, cellular component: extracellular region. The record is from RefSeq and is a predicted model, not a curated record. Lineage: Eukaryota; Metazoa; Chordata; Actinopteri; Cypriniformes; Catostomidae. Gene Ontology annotation, biological process: immune response.
CAUGGAGCUGAAAAGAACAUCUCUUGUGCUGCUCGUCCUGUGUGCGGCGAUUCUCACCAGCACUGAAGGUGGCAUUCCCAACUGCUGUGUGAAGCUUUCCAAGAAUAUUCCCAAACAUCUGUUGCUGCAAGUGUCCAGAUACGAGAUACAGACGAGAUACGGCGCCUGUGACAUGGAUGCAGUGAUAAUACAUCUCAAAGGCAAAAUACUCUGUGCUCAUCCCAAACUGAAGGACCUCCUGAGGAAAAUAGAUCAAAUUAAAAAAGCUAAAAAAAAUGGGCAUAAAAGCAAACAGGGAAAUUAAAUAAAAACUGUGAUCUUGACAUUGGCAUUAAAUGACGUGGCAUUAAUCUAAAGACUCUUUUUACUCCAGUUUAUAUGUUUUUUCUGAUUUUUUAUCAAAUAAAUACUUCUCAGUGUUGUCUGUGUGUUGUCUGUUAUUCACAUAAUAACCACAAAAGUAAAAGCAUGAACUGUUACUAAAGAGUCAUCACUGUAUGUUUCAUCUUUACACCAGCAGGUGGCGACACAUUUGAGUCAUUGAAUCAUUAAAGCAUUAGUUCAACUAGAGAUGAUAAUUCAGUCAUUGUUUACUCACCCUUGUGUUGUUGUAACUCUGUAUCACUUUCUUUCUUGUUCUGAACACAAAGUGACGUCAUACAAUGGCAGUUUAUUACAUGUAGUUCAGGUCAAAUGGAGUCACCCUUAAAACCAAAAACUUUUAGAUAUUCAUGAAUCAUGAAAAAAAAAAAAAACAUAGAAUAAUUAUAUUGAAAAUUAUAUAAUAUGUUUGAAUUGAAUGUUCAAAUUGUGCAUGUUUGUUUUAAUCUAGUAAAAAAAUAAAAAUGUUAUCA